Messenger RNA from Micromonas commoda, 1698 nucleotides. RefSeq lists its product as hypothetical. The transcript has a single exon. Gene Ontology annotation, cellular component: nucleus. NCBI's taxonomy places the organism in Eukaryota, Viridiplantae, Chlorophyta, Mamiellophyceae, Mamiellales, Mamiellaceae. Bases 1 to 1698 code for a protein of 565 amino acids. The record is from RefSeq and is a predicted model, not a curated record. Gene Ontology annotation, molecular function: RNA binding. Gene Ontology annotation, biological process: RNA processing.
AUGGCGCCCAAGACGUCCUUCUCGAUGGUGCGUAAGAAGACGCCGUUCGAGAAGCACAAGGAAGAGGAGGAGUUGAAGAGGAAGCGCGAUGCUGAGGAGGCUGCCAACCUGUUCGCUGAGUUCGAGGCUGAUUUCGCCUCGGAGAAGAAGCCCAAGGCGAUGAGCUUCGUCAGCGCGGGGGUGCAGAGCGCGGGAUCUCGGCCGGGAGACGAAAUCGACAAGAGCGGGCGUGGUAAGGUGUACGUUCCUGCCAUGGCGCCUCCGGGCUUCUUCGGCGCUGAGGAGGAGCCGGAAACCAAACCGGCGUCGACGAGCGAUCACUACGCGCGUUCGGGCCGAUCCUCGGGCUUCAGCAGCACGACCGGCGGCAGGAAGCCCCGGGCGAUCGACGCCGUGAUGGAGGAGAUGAUGGAUAAACAACAGCGACGGGAAGAGGCGCGACGCGAGGGACGCGAGCUGGCCGAGGACAAGGGACCAAAUCCGCACCCCAGCGAGCUGGCGACCAGCGACAAGACCACCACGAACGUCUUCGUCGGUAACCUCCCAUUGACCGUAGUGGAGGAGGACGUGUUGAUGGAAUUCGCCCAGUUCGGACCGAUCGGUAGCGUGAAGAUCAUGUGGCCGAGAGGCGAAGAGGUGCAUACCGCGACGUCGCUCAACGGGUUCGUCUCGUUCAUGGGACGAGCGUCUGCCGAGCGGAUGGUCGCGGAGUCAGAUGGGAAGAUGUUCCGCGGCUGCGUCCUGAAAGUUGGCUGGGGUAAGGCGGUUCCUCUACCCUCCAAACCCAUCUGGCCCAGAGAGAGCGACGACAUCACCGGUAGACCCGCCGUCGGUGUUUCUGGAACGAUGGCGUCGACGGCACAGACUCGGUUUGGGGGAUACGCGGAGGAGGUGGCAGUCCAGUACCCGAGCAAUUCGCGCGUCAUGUACGUCAUCGACAGGCUCGCGAAGUACGUGGUGGACAACGGAAAAGCGUUUGAAGAAAAGGUGAUGGAGAAGGAACGGGGUAACGAGGAGUUUGGCUUCCUCUUUGACUACAAGAGCCCCAACCACCAGUACUACAAGUGGCGAGUAUUCUCGCUGACAAACGGGGACACGCUGGAGGACUGGCGGACCGAGCCAUUCGUCAUGAAUGACGCGAGGUGGACACCUCCGAAUCCAAAGAGGCGGCCGGUGUACACCGGGAAGGAGUCGGAAGCUGCGAAAGAACCCGCGGCUCCCGACAGUCUGAAGCCCGAUGACAGGGAAGAGUUUGAGGGUCUGCUGCAGGCGCUGACGCUGGAGAGGAGCGACAUCGAGGAGGGUAUGAUGUUCGCGUUGGAGCACGCGGAAAGCGCGAAAGAAGUGGCGAACAUUCUCACGGAUGCACUUACCGUUUCGGAUACUCCCGUCACGAUGAAAGUGGCGAGGCUGUUCCUCAUGUCGGACAUUCUGCACAACUGCGGCGCACCAGUGAAGAACGCAUCGGCUUACCGAACCGAGUUUCAGCAGAAGCUUCCCCGCAUCUUUGAAAGCCUGGAGAAAACACUCAUGGGCGUGGAGAGCCGGAUCACGCGCGAGGCUUUCAAGAAGCGGGUGGCGGCUGUUCUUACAGCGUGGGGUGAUUGGUUCCUGUUUGGGGAAGAGUUCCUCAAAGGCUUGGAGCUGACGUUUCUUCGCGGCCAGAAUCAGAUGAAUAGUAGCGUGAAUAGCGUUUAG